Molecule: messenger RNA, 2088 nt
Organism: Volvox carteri f. nagariensis
Lineage: Eukaryota; Viridiplantae; Chlorophyta; Chlorophyceae; Chlamydomonadales; Volvocaceae
Exons: 5
Coding region: 1-2088 (695 amino acids)
Biological process (GO): endoplasmic reticulum to Golgi vesicle-mediated transport; positive regulation of GTPase activity
Cellular component (GO): endoplasmic reticulum membrane
Molecular function (GO): GTPase activator activity
Source: RefSeq, a predicted model, not a curated record
AUGACCCGAUUGAAACAUGGCAAAGGGAAUCGGAAACAAAAUUUCCACCAGGACCAAUUUAAAGAACACGAGAAAGCGUCGCCAAUUUCAGCUGACCCGAACGGUGGUGCGGCUCGAAGGGAUGGAGAGGGCGCGAAGGCGGACGUCAUGCCCAAGCGACCGAUGGAGCUGGCCCCGGCGAAUGCGCCGCUAUCUGAGGAUAUCCCAAAUCGGCCGUCAAGGAGGAGCCAAACAUGGAUGUCAUACCCCGCCACCCUUAGCGGUGCGGGCGGUCCUGCGGCCGCCUAUUCCGAUGGUUUCGAGUCGCUCCUAGACGGACUGACGGGCGCUGAGCUGCACACCGCCAAACAAAUCGUCCAGGCCCUUCGCUCUCCAGAGGUGUCCGCCUCGGCUGCUCGGCAGCUCCCCAGCUCACCGCCGCUGCCACCGCCGCAGCAGCAGGGGUAUAUCCCCGUGGAGCCCCCCGUGGAGCCCCAGACCGCCGUGCAGCCGGCCACGGGAUUCACGCGGCCCGACAGGCCACUCUCCCCCUCCUGCACCUGCGGGUCCCCCCUCAGCGCUCGCCAGUCACUCUCCCGACCUUGCAACCCAUCUAGCAGUGGCUUACUGCCGAAGCCCUCGGCAGACGUAGAGACAUCGGAAGUGGCGGAGGCGGCGGAGGCGGACAGUCACGUGACGGAUCGGGACCGAGAUCAGAGUCGCGACCGGGGCAAAGAUCGCGACCUUUCAGACUCCCGGAACUCUCAACGAGGCUGGAAUAGCGACAGGGACCGGGGCUCAUGGGCGGGCGACCCGCGGGUCGGUGGUGAAUGGGACUGGCAGCAGUACAUGCACUGGUCUAAUCAGCCUCACCGGGACUCUGCGGUGGUGGAGGUAGAUGUGGCCCGGUCGUUAUGGGCCUUUACGCGGGACCACAGCGAGGAGCAGCGGGAGGCGCGGAGGCGGCAACUGAAGCGGCUGCUAAACGCGGUGGUGGCGGCGCAUGAAGGUGAUGUGUUCUACUACCAGGGCCUCCACGACGUGGCCAGUGUACUGCUCAUGUCCAUGCCGGGAGCGCCGCCGCAACUGCCCUCCCUGGAGAACCCACCGCCGCCUUCGCUGAUACCGCCGGAAGAGCAGCAGCAGAGGGAGCAGCAGAUCAUGAGCUGCCACAUGGAUUCGGAGACAACGGCCGCAACCGCAUGCCGUACGACGGUGCCGUCGCGUCCUGCGGAUACCGAUACCGCCAACCUGACGUCCUUGAUAGCAGUCCCUGAUCUCGAUCCCGACGCUGUCAACGCCGACGCCGCUCGCGGGGAGCUCCUGGCAUUUGGGCUGCUUCGCCGCCUGGUCACCACACACUUGCGCGACGCUACACGACCGUCCCUGGAGCCUGUCGUACAGCUGCUGGGCCUGGUGCCGUACCUGGUUCGUGCUGCUGACCCAGUGCUGGCCCGCCGUAUGGGCGAACUUGGCCUGCAGCCUUUUUUUGCGCUGUCGUGGUUUCUAACUUGGUGGGCACACGAGCUCGACCAGCUGGCACACGCGGCUCGGCUGUACGACUUUUUCAUUGCCAGCCACCCGCUGAUGCCGCUGUACCUGGGGGCCGUGGCGAUGCGUAGUCAGCGGGCCGCGCUCCUGGCCUGUGAAGAGAUGCCUGAGCUGCACUCCGCCCUAACGAAUUUGAAGUUGGUGAUGGUGGCCGCAUCUGGCAGCAGUCGCGGCGGCGGCGACGGCGGCAACGGCAGUGGAUAUGAAGGGCGAGGCAGGGGAAGAGGCACCAGCGGCGGUGGCGGGAGAGGGAGGGUGGCGCUGGAGAUCCUGCUGCGCCAGACUGAACAGCUAUGGCGCGCUAAGCCACCGCACGGUCGGCCUGCCUUGUGGCGGGUCCCCGCUGAGGCCCCGGUGGACUGGGCGGACGGUACGUUGGGGACCGCAGAGUACGGGGGAUUCCGGUCGGGUCUGGGUCGCAUCCUGAGCCUGGGCGCCAGAUCGCGUGCGGCGCUGCUGUCGACGGCGCUGCUGGCAGGGGUGUAUGUUGCGGCGGCAAUGGCGAUCGGAUACGCCACGUUUUCGCGUUCAACAGCACUGGAGAGCGGACAGAUGUGA